GUCACUUCAAGUAAGAUACAAGAAAAAUGGAUAAAAGAUGGAGUCUUCAAGGUAUGACUGCUCUUGUGACCGGUGGCACUAAAGGAAUCGGGGAAGCUGUGGUGGAAGAACUAUCAAUGUUGGGAGCAAGAGUCCACACAUGUGCCAGAGACGAGACUCAGCUUCAAGAACGUUUGCGUGAAUGGCAAGGAAAAGGGUUUCAGGUCACCACAUCUGUCUGCGACGUUUCUUUGCGUGACCAACGAGAGAAACUCAUCGAAACCGUUUCCUCUCUCUUCCAAGGAAAACUCAAUAUCCUCGUAAACAAUGCAGGAACGUUUAUACUUAAGCCGACCACAGAGUAUACAGCAGAAGAAUUCUCGUUUAUAAUGGCUACAAAUCUCGAGUCAGCUUUCCAUAUUUCACAGCUAGCGCACCCUUUGUUGAAAGCCUCUGGCUCAGGGAGCAUUGUGCUCAUGUCCUCAAUAGCCGGAGUCGUGCAUGUCAGUGUUGGAUCCAUCUAUGGAGCAACCAAAGGAGCCAUGAAUCAGCUGGCUAGAAACUUAGCUUGCGAAUGGGCAAGCGACAACAUAAGAACUAACGCUAUUUGUCCAGGGGUAAUCAAAACUCCUUUGAUUAGUGAUCUUCUCAGUGAUAAAGAGAUUAAAAAAGAAGCAGAGCAACGGAUACCGAUGGGGCGCGUUGGAGAAGCAAAUGAAGUUUCAUCGCUUGUGGCAUUUCUCUGUCUUCCUGCAGCUUCUUAUAUUACAGGUCAAACCAUUUGUGUUGAUGGAGGUCUCACUGUUAAUGGCUUCUCCUAUCAGCCACAGGCUUGAGCUAGCUAGGUCUUAUGUUGUGUGUGUUGUCCAAUGAAAACAGUUAAGAAUAAAAAUAGCAUCGGUGC
Messenger RNA from Arabidopsis arenosa, 883 nucleotides. NCBI's taxonomy places the organism in Eukaryota, Viridiplantae, Streptophyta, Magnoliopsida, Brassicales, Brassicaceae. The record is from the annotation of a GenBank genome assembly.